AGUGCUUUUAGCUUUUUCUAAUAGCAAAAAUGAAAAUGCAAAACGGCGCGUUGAAGUGACCUUCAGAAGAGAUGCGUUCGAAAAGAUAAAACGGCUGCUACAAAUAUAUCGUCUUUCCUAUCGUCUUUCAUGACUCAGUCAUGAGACCGGUGACUGAGUUGGCAACUAGAAUAGGCCGAGCAUUGAUCUCCGAAUCCAACCAUGCAAUCCCAACUCGGACUUGGAAUCCAUCUCUCGAGCAGACUCUUCACCGACUUGGUUGUCGUGACUCACUGAGUCCAUCACUGGUCGCCCGAGUCAUCGAUUCGUUUCUCUCCACUCACCAUUCCCUUGCUCUCGGCUUCUUCAACUGGGCCUCUCAGCAACCUGGAUUUUCCCACGAUUCAAUCUCUUAUCAGUCAGUUCUCAAAUGUCUCUCGUUUUCCCGCCAAUUCAACGCUAUCGAAACCCUUUUAAAGCAAGUCAAAGCCCAGAAACUAUCUCUUGAUUCUUCGGUUUAUCGCUUUAUAAUUAAUUCUUUGAUCAAAGGAAAGAAAACUCAGGACGCGUUUUGGAUUUUUAAUGAAGUUAACUUGUUGAGUACAGAACUUGGAGCUGAGUUAUGUAACUCGCUUUUGGCUGCUUUAGUUUCUGAUGGGUACUUUGCUCAUUCGCAGAAAGUGUUUGAUGAAAUGUUUCAAAAAGGUAUUGUUUUUAAUACAAUUGGGUUUGGUUUGUUUAUUUGGAGGUUUUGUAAAAAUGUUGAAUCGAGUAAAGUUUUAGCUUUGUUAGAUGAAGUAAAAAAGGGGAAUUGUUGGGAGGUUAAUGGAUCGAUUAUCGCGGUUUUGAUAGUUCAUGGACUUUGUUUUUCAUCAAGAGAAUCAGAGGCGUUGUGGGCAUUGGAUGAGUUGAGGAGUAGAGGUUGCAAGCCUGAUUUUAUAGCUUAUAGGAUUGUAGCUGAAGCGUUCAGAAUGACUAACAGUGUGGUCGAGAGGGAAUUGGUUUUGAAGAAGAAGAGAAAGCUAGGGGUGGCUCCAAGGAGUAAUGAUUACAGAGAGUUUAUCUUAGGGUUGAUUUUGGAGAGACGGAUAUAUGAAGCAAGGGAUUUAGGUGAAGUGAUUGUAAGUGGGAAUUUUCCUCUUGAAGAUGAUGUUUUGAAUGCAUUGAUAGGAUCAGUUUCGAGAAUUGAUCCUGGCUCAGCAAUUAUGUUUUUGAAUUUUAUGGUUGGGAAAGGGAGAUUACCGACUUUAUUAACCUUAAGUAAUUUGAGUUGGAAUUUAUGCAAGCACGGCAAGUUUAAUGAAUUGUUGGAAGUAUAUCAGGUUUUGUCUUCUCAUGACUAUUUCUCGGAUAUGGAGAGUUAUAAUGUGAUGGUUUCAUUCUUGUGUAAGGCUGGGAGAGCAAGAGAGGCUUAUGGGGUUAUUCAGGAGAUGAAGAAAAAGGGACUAGGCCCAAAUGUCUUGUUUUACAAUUCUCUUAUGGCAGCAUGUUGUAGAGAAGAUUUAGUCCGCCCUGCCAAAAGGUUAUGGGAUGAGAUGUUUGCAAGUGGGUGCCCUGGAAAUUUGAAUACUUACAAUAUCCUCAUUGGAAAGCUUUCACAGAUAGGGGAAGUUGAAGAGGCUCUGCGCCUUUUUCUGCAUAUGACAGAGAAAGGGGUAGCACCUGAUGCAACAACUUACACGACCCUUCUUGCAGGACUUUGUGAAGAAUCAAAAUUUGAAUCUGCUUUUGAAAUCUUCAAUAAAUCUGUUGAACAGGAUGUCAUACUUGCACAAAGCAUAUUGAGCACAUUUCUCAUUCAUCUCUGCAGAAAAGGUCAUUUUCUUGUUGCUUCCAAGUUGCUCUGUGGUCUUGCUUCUGAUAUAACACAUUCAGAUGCCCAUGUUGUUUUGCUGAAAUGUUUAGCUGAUGCCAAAGAGAUUCAAUUUGCGAUUAAACACAUACAAUGGGUUCGAGAAACCUCACCUUCAAUAUUGCAAGCUAUAUUCACCAAACUUGUUACAUAUCUUUCUUCUACUUCAAGACCAGAUUCAAUUGAGCUGCUGCUUCAAGCAAUACAGGACAAAAGCAUACAAGAUUGCAGCAUUCAUUCCUGUAAGGAUAUGUUUGGAGUAUAUACUGGAGGUUAGAAAGCUUUAUUUAUCAAAAUUCAGGUAUUGUUUUAAAACUUCUCCUUCAAAAGCCAGAGUUAAUUGUACAGUUGGUUCAAACAAUACAGAAAAAUUUUGUCUAGGUUGCAACAAUGAUUGGGGAAGGAUGUCUAGAGCCUAAGACAUGAGAGGUUAGAACAUAUUUCCAUUGCAUAAUUUCAAAUGUUUUCAAGAUGCUAGGUUUGAUGGGGUAAGUGUUGUGAUUUCUUCUUCAUCUAUGAAAUUUCGGUUCAAAACGGUUUCUAUUUCAUUUCAAUCUCCACGACCCUUCUCCCUGUGUUGUUGAACGACCAAGAUUGUGGUGUUGCCCAAGAAAUCUGAAGAAGCCAACAGAUCACCGAUUACACCCAACUCCCAGUUUUCAUUCCAUUCUGUCAACCCUGACAAGAGAGAUGACAGAUUAUAAUGACGCCUGCUUACCACUACAAGUUCAUUGUGAUUCUCUAGGGAGUGAAGGACAGAAGCGGUCCCUGCCCCAUCCUUCACUAGUUCCUCUAUGUACUCGGCAUAAUGGUUCCCAGAGAUAUUGGUUUCAAACUGGCUAAGAAUUUCAUUGUCAAGUCGUUUCCCCUCCAUAUAUUUAUCAGGAAAAUUUCCAUCAUAAAGGAUUCUUAUCAGUGUCAAAUUGAUAUUUGGACGUUCAGCCAUCCUAGACCCCAAAGUUAAUGCCUCCCGAUCAUCGGCUCCACCCAAAAAGAUCACAGCAACUUCGUAAGAAAACCAACCCAUCCAAAUGGCACUCGUGGUUUUUAGGGCCCCACGAUCAACGAGUAUUGCAACUGAGCAAGGUGCCUUAUUAUGGACAUUCUGGUUGGCGAUCUUGAUGGACAUUUUAGACGAGUGUAAAGCAUCAUUGACAUGAAAUUUUUUGUAGAAAGGAAUUAUAACAAGUGAAGUCCCCUUGUCAAGUGCAAGUGUACACACAUCAUCAUGCAUUGUUUGUGGAGUAGAUACGGCAAUGAAGACAUGACCUGCAUGGUUUUGCUCGAAGUUUUUGAAGGCAUUGAUAACAGGUCCUGAGCUCCUUGUCCUAGAACAGAGCCUUCUGGUACUCUUAUGGGCAAUGAGGAGUGGGGUUGCGCUCCCCAUAAGCUCAAUCAUGUUAAACGUGUAAACAGCGAUUGGACUUUGCUUGCAGGGAUUUAAGGCAAGGAGGUUAAUGGCAGAUGGAACAUUUUCGUGAUCAUGAAUGCAGACUGGUAUUCUUAGUUCAGAGUUUGGUCUUGAGUGCAUCACAGUUCGUCCAUGGUAAGCCUCGUACCUCCUUGAAGGAUCACAGAAGCAUCGUACAACUGGUGUAAUAACUCCUGCUGUUAUCAACAAGGAUGCACACAUUGCCGCAUAGGACUCACCAUCUAUUAUCUGCAAUGAGCACCUGCAUGUGUUGUAGCAUUAAGAUGAAAUACAUCUGUGAAACAUCGACUAUUAUUUAGGCAUUUGUUAGUUCGUAAAUGACAGUACAGCAGUGCCUCAAGAGUCUCUCGAAGCAUACCUUUUUAAGAUACAGUAACUUGAACAAUCCAAGCUCGAGGAUGCCUUGAAAAGUCAUCACAAAGCCAAGCGAGACAACAUCCCUGGGCGGCAUUUGGCAGCUGAGCGCAGAUAGAGAAGCUCGUAAGAAUUUUCCACAUGCACCUAUAAAGGCAAAGAAUAGCAUUCUGAAGUAAGUUUUAAUACUAA
Messenger RNA from Durio zibethinus, 3809 nucleotides. Its product is annotated as Tetratricopeptide repeat (TPR)-like superfamily protein. The record is from RefSeq and is a predicted model, not a curated record. NCBI's taxonomy places the organism in Eukaryota, Viridiplantae, Streptophyta, Magnoliopsida, Malvales, Malvaceae. Gene Ontology annotation, molecular function: protein binding.